AUGGACGCCUCAGAAGCCAUGGAUCCCAAGGGUCCCGAGAAGAAACAGAAACUCGAGCCUUCUAUUAAAUCUGUGGAUAUGGUAUACUGGCCCCGAACUCGAUUCAUUGCAAGAAGCCUGACAACCAAAGAGCGAAGACAUGCAGCAAGAAGCAAUUGA
Messenger RNA from Endocarpon pusillum Z07020, 159 nucleotides. RefSeq lists its product as uncharacterized. NCBI's taxonomy places the organism in Eukaryota, Fungi, Ascomycota, Eurotiomycetes, Verrucariales, Verrucariaceae. The transcript is spliced from 2 exons. The record is from RefSeq and is a predicted model, not a curated record. The coding region runs from base 1 to 159 and encodes 52 amino acids.